Molecule: messenger RNA, 822 nt
Organism: Talaromyces amestolkiae
Lineage: Eukaryota; Fungi; Ascomycota; Eurotiomycetes; Eurotiales; Trichocomaceae
Exons: 2
Coding region: 1-822 (273 amino acids)
Source: RefSeq, a predicted model, not a curated record
AUGAAUGCCCCCGUCGGCGCGGGUGAUUUACUUCACUACAACGCCCAGCACAAACUCCUCAUCUGCCUGGAAUGCAAAUACGCAAUCCAAAAACACGCCGUGGACAGCCACCUACUACGCCACAAAAUCUAUCGCGGAGAGCGACAGCAACUCUUAUCUGCAAUUUCAGAGCUGGAGAUUCCGGAAGCGGGUGGUGUGCGUUUCCCGACUGAGCCGUGUGAGCCUGUGGAUGGAUUGCCGGUCAUUGAUGGGUAUAAAUGUACGGCAAGGGGGGGUUGUGGGAGUUUGUAUGCGAGUGUGAAGCGCAUGCGAAGGCAUUGGAGUGAGAGUCACGGGCUGACGGAUUUGCCGGAGGGUUAUGCUUCCGCUGUGCAUAUGCAGACGUUCUUUCGGGGGACGAAGGUUAGGGGCGUCCUCCUAGAGCACUUCUCUAAUCUCCCCUACCAAAUGGCCGAAAAACUCGGCAGACCAAACGCACCCAUCGACUUUCUGGCUGUUAUGUCUGCCAUCGGCGCACUUAUCGAUUGCUGCCGUCAAACCUACGACGCAAACGAUGCAGGCAGCGCCUGGAUGGGACUGGAGAAGUGGUUGGAAAAGGUAUCGGGUCGGUUUACUGAGCUUUUGGUGACUGAGAAGAGUCCCGCUGCGCUAAUAGUGUUUGCGCAGUGGUUAUUACUGGUUGCGAUGGCGGAACGGUUUUGUUGGUUUCUGAGGGGGGUGGCGAUGAAGAUGUUGCAUUUGAUCAUGGCGGAGUUGGAGGAACAUGGUACGUUUCGGGACUUGCUUAAGCAGCUUAUGGGUUGGGCUUUGGAGUCUGUUUAG